CUGUGUGUAGCUGUCAGUUGGCUGUCAUUUCCAAUUCACGUAAUCAGAGAAAAAAAACACCUUUUGCGAUAUUUUUCUUUAAAAUAAACUGCCAAAAAGAUGGCAAAUGCUCUUCGAUUCGCUCGCGGCCUUAGCACCGUGCGCAAUGCCCUCACUACGAGCUCCCGCAAUGUCCGCUUGAUCUCGACAACGCCGAAAAAACAGGAUACCCUUGCUGCUGAUACGGCUCCAAAGACCGUCGAGGAUUUCGCGAAUCCGUCAAAAACAAAGAAUUGGGUCUCCUUUGGAUUCGACACGAAAGACCAGGAAUUCGAUAAAAAUACGAUGCAUGCCUCCUUCUUCUUUUCCGUGACGCUUUGUUUGGUAUUUGGAGCCUUCGUUUGGGCCUACGCUCCAGAUCCCUUGCUUCGUGAUUGGGCACAACGGGAAGCCUUCUUGGAGUUGCGAAGACGCGAAGCAGCCGGCUUGGAACCUGUGUCACCGGACUACGUUGAUGUCUCUAAAAUCCACUUGCCGAGCGACGAGGAGUUGGGCGCCAUGGAUAUCAUCAUUUAAAAAAAAAAUAUUUUAUCAUUUAUCAGGUGAAUUCGUAAAAAAUAACAAUAAAAAAAUGUAGAAAAUCCGAAUAAAUCGAGGUUUUAUUGCGAAUAAGCU
Messenger RNA from Culicoides brevitarsis, 654 nucleotides. It is a transcript of the gene NP15.6, whose product is annotated as NADH dehydrogenase [ubiquinone] 1 beta subcomplex subunit 11, mitochondrial. Bases 100 to 555 code for a protein of 151 amino acids. The record is from RefSeq and is a predicted model, not a curated record. The transcript has a single exon. Lineage: Eukaryota; Metazoa; Arthropoda; Insecta; Diptera; Ceratopogonidae.